CGAAAGUGGGCGGGGGAAUAUAAUAUGGGUCCUUGGACGGGCCAACAAUGUAGUUAGGCCGCGGGGCCUUCUGGGAACCGCAGUCCUCCACUGGGUUUGGGACUGAAGCGGCGGGGGAGGGACUCGCCUUCCCGGCAGGCGGCGCGGCGAGCAGGCGGUUGGGCGGCCGGUGGCGGUUCCGGCGGCGGCGGUGGCGGCGGCGAGGACGGAGGGAGGGACGGACGGACGGACGGCUGGAGUCGGAGCCGAGACAGAGACCGCGAUUCGAGGCCGAGGCUUCGCCGUGGGAUCGAGAGUAAAGAGGAAGCCGAGUGCAGCCGGGAUGUGGGAGCGGAACCUCAGCGCCUGAGCGCCCAGCCGGGGCCGCGCCCCCCGCCCCCCCGCCCGAGGCCUCUCCCCACCCAUUUCCCGGGCCCCGCUGCGCUGUGCCGAGAGGGCCGGUGAGGAGACGCCCCCGUCCCGCCCCGCCUUCCCGGGGAGCCCCCCUCGGAGACAUCGCCCCGCCCCUCCCCUCUCGGGAGCCCCUUCCCCCAGCUGUCCGCAGAAGCUUCUCCUCUGGUUCAGAGUCCCUGGCUCUCCCCACAUACCUUCCAGCCUCCCCCGAGGUCUCCCCAGUAGAGAACCCCGGCGCUCUGCCAGCUCCCCUUGUCUCCUCAAAGACCUGCCCCUUUGUCCUAGGCUGAGGUCUCUGUUUCUGUCUCUCUCGCACACACUCCACCCCCUCCCCACUCACCCGUUCUCCACCCCUUUGGCUCCUCAGAUACUCCCCACUCCUUUCUCAAAAGAAUUGGGAAAUCCCUUUUAACUGUCCUUUCCCUUUCUCGCCUCUUCACUUUUCACACGCUCCUUCCCAGGGAUCUUUUUAAAGAUCCCCUUUCCUCACCAGAAUCCCUUCUUCCAAUAUUGAUUUUUUUUUUUUUUGGAAGAUCUAACGGUCCCGUCCCGCAAUACUUCAACUUGGGGAAUUUCUAACAAGGACAACUUGUCCUAAAAUCACCCUUAAGAGGUUUUCAUUCUAGAAAUCUUAGCACUUUUUAAAUCUUUUUUUCCCUUUAUUUGAAGAAUUUUCUAAGAGACUUGAGUUGCAUCUAUUAGAGAACUCUUCUCACCCCACCUUGUGUAGGAAACCUAGGCCUUCCCAGGAACUUCUAGACCUGCCCUCUUGGGACAUAAGAUUUAUUUUUGUGGGGAUCCUUCUCAAAAAUCAUUCCCUCACAAUUUCUUCCUGCCCUCCCACCUAUCAGGUGCUUUCAACACACCUUUGAACUCCCACCAGGGGUUUCUUAGCCCCAGUCCCUUCCUCUGGCCCCGUGUUCACCUGGUAGGGUCCAGCUCCCAGUGGGCUCAGGCCUGGCCCCCACCUGCCCUCCCGCAUGCAGCCCCGAGCUUCCUCGAAGCCCCCUGCCUCCCAGUCCCUCCUCAGAGGCUGCCCAGGGCACCUGUGCCCAAGGCAGUGCCUUCGCCAUACCUUGCUGAUCCUGGCCUGGCCUCACCUUCCUGCUCCCCGAUAAGAGGCCAGGGGCCCCUGCUUGUUGCCCCCAGAUCCUAUUCUGUGCCUCUCUCCUGAUGCCUCCUGCCCAGACUUGCUUGGUUUUGGCUCCUGUAAUCCUCGUCUAGCGGCCCCUUGGCCUAAGCCUCUUUGACCUUCCCCUGCCUGCCGGAGCCCCCCCUGCCCUCUUCCCUCUUCUUCAUCCUGGGGGAGGGAAGCCUUCCUGAGGCACCAUGCUGAAGUGCAUCCCCUUGUGGCGGUGUAACCGGCAUGUGGAGUCGGUGGACAAGCGGCACUGCUCGCUGCAGGCCGUUCCUGAGGAGAUCUACCGCUACAGCCGCAGCCUGGAGGAGCUGCUGCUGGAUGCCAACCAGCUGAGGGAGCUGCCUAAGCCUUUCUUCCGCUUGCUGAAUCUUAGAAAAUUGGGCCUGAGUGACAAUGAGAUUCAGAGGCUGCCACCUGAGGUGGCCAACUUCAUGCAGCUGGUGGAGCUUGAUGUUUCCCGAAAUGACAUCCCUGAGAUACCUGAGAGCAUCAAGUUUUGCAAAGCCCUGGAGAUUGCAGACUUUAGUGGGAACCCCUUAUCCAGGCUUCCCGAUGGCUUCACCCAGUUACGCAGCUUAGCUCAUCUUGCCCUGAAUGAUGUAUCUCUGCAAGUGCUGCCAGGAGAUGUGGGCAAUUUGGCUAACUUGGUAACUUUAGAACUACGGGAGAACCUGUUAAAAUCCCUUCCCACGUCCUUGUCCUUCCUGGUCAAACUGGAACAGUUGGAUCUAGGUGGCAAUGACUUGGAAGUGCUGCCAGACACUCUUGGAGCCCUUCCUAAUUUGCGAGAGCUAUGGCUUGACCGAAAUCAGUUGUCUACACUGCCUCCGGAGUUGGGGAACCUUCGGCGUUUGGUGUGCCUGGAUGUGUCUGAGAACAAACUAGAGCAGUUGCCAGCUGAGGUCAGUGGGUUGACACUGCUCACUGACCUAUUACUGUCUCAGAACUUGCUGGAGCGGCUCCCAGAUGGCAUUGGUCAAUUGAAACAGCUUUCCAUUCUGAAGGUGGAUCAGAAUAGGCUGUGUGAGGUUACUGAGGCCAUCGGAGAGUGUGAGAACCUAUCAGAGCUCAUUCUUACUGAAAACAUGCUGACGGCACUUCCCCGGUCUUUGGGGAAACUUACCAAACUGACUAACCUGAAUGUGGACCGAAACCGGUUAGGGACACUCCCUGCCGAGGUUGGCGGGUGUACCAGUCUGAAUGUGCUUUCCCUUCGAGACAACCGUCUGGCCUCUCUGCCCCCUGAACUAGCUGGUACCACUGAGCUACAUGUGCUGGAUGUGGCAGGGAACCGACUGCAGAGUUUGCCCUUCGCCCUCACCCACCUCAACCUGAAGGCCCUGUGGUUGGCAGAGAACCAGGCUCAGCCGAUGCUCAAAUUCCAAACAGAAGAUGAUCAGAAGACGGGGGAGAAGGUGCUCACCUGCUAUCUGUUGCCCCAGCAGCCCUCUCCCAGCCUUGACACCUUGCUGCAAAGCAGCCUGGACGAGAGCUGGAGUGGCAGCCACAGUCACGUGAACCGGGUCAGCGUCAUUCAAUUCUUGGAGGAUCCCGUGGGUAUGGAGGACGAGGAUCCUGGGGCAGAGAAGAGGAGUCUGCAGCGAAGAGCUACUCCCCACCCCAGUGAGUUGAAGGUUAUGAAGAAAGUGAUUGAGGAUCGGCGUAAUGAAGCCUACACAGCAAAGCCUGACUCAGAGCAGAUGUCGCCCACUGAGGAGGAAAAGAGGCUGAGCUCUCAGUCCCACCAGAGCAUGGACUCACAUGUGUCCACCAGCACAGCCUCAGCAGGCUUUCUGGAAGACGAAGAGGAAGAAGUGGAGCAGAAGCAGGGACAAACAUCAGAAAGGGAUUCAAGUCACAGAGCUAAUGAGGAGGACAUGGAAAUUAUGGCAACUGGCCAUGAAGAGGAAGUGGAAGAUGAAUAUGAGGAGCCCACCGUGCACUUUGCAGAGGACACACUGGUACGGAGUGAAGAUGAAGAUGAAGCUGAGGAACUGCGGCCCCCACCUGGGGAAAGGCAAAGACUGAUCCGGAAAGAUACUCCCCAUUAUAAGAAGCACUUUAAGAUCACCAAGCUGCCCAGGCCUGAGGCUGUGGUAGCCUUGCUUCAAGGGCUGUCAGGAGAUGGAGAUGGGGAGCUAGCCCCAACAGGCUGUAGCAAUGGCCCCCAUGCUCCACAUGAGCAGCUGUCUCUCCCUUGGGGUCAGCAUGCUGAAAUGAACAAGGAAGAGGACAAUGAACCUGAUGAAGAGAAGAAUGGGGCAGUGACUGCCCCACCUUCUGUCAAGGGGGUGUCGUUUGACCAGGCCAAUAACCUGCUGAUAGAGCCUGCUCGCAUUGAGGAGGAAGAGCUGACACUAACAAUCCUGCGGCAGACAGGUGGCCUGGGGAUCAGCAUCGCAGGGGGGAAGGGCUCCACCCCAUACAAGGGAGACGAUGAGGGCAUAUUCAUCUCUCGAGUGUCAGAGGAAGGUCCUGCAGCCCGGGCUGGGGUUCGAGUAGGAGACAAACUACUAGAGGUGAAUGGUGUAACUCUACAAGGGGCUGAGCACCACGAGGCAGUAGAGGCACUUCGGGGUGCAGGUGGAGCAGUAUUGAUGAGAGUAUGGCGGGAACGGAUGGUGGAGCCAGAGAACGCAAUCACAGUCACUCCUUUGCGCCCUGAGGAUGAUUACAGUCCCCGGGAGAGACGGGGGAGCUCCUUUCGUCUGCCUGAGCCUUCUAGCCCUCCUGGCCCUCCUGGCCCUCCUCGACAACGGCAUACAACCUUCCUGGUCAGAAGCGAAAGAGGCCUUGGUUUCAGCAUUGCUGGUGGCAAAGGCUCUACACCCUACCGAGCGGGAGAUGGGGGAAUCUUCAUCUCAAGGAUUGCUGAAGGUGGGGCUGCCCACCGGGCAGGCACAUUGCAGGUUGGGGACCGAGUGAUCUCAAUCAAUGGGGUAGACAUGACAGAGGCCAGGCAUGACCAGGCAGUCGCACUGCUUACUGCUGCCUCCCCUACCAUCACGCUGCUGCUGGAACGAGAGGCUGAUGGGCCUCUCACCCCUGCCCCGUCACUCAGCUCCCCUCCACCUCCCAGCCCUGUCACACCCAUGGCAGUUGGGGAGCCUGGGCCCCCUUCUAACCUCAUGGCCACCACUCUAGAAGGACCAUAUCCUGUGGAGGAAAUCUCCCUGGUGAAGGCUGGUGGGCCUCUAGGGCUGAGUAUUGUUGGAGGCUCUGACCAUUCCAGUCAUCCAUUUGGGAUCCAGGAGCCUGGUGUAUUCAUCUCUAAGGUGCUCCCUAGGGGAUUGGCUGCUCGAAGUGGGCUGCGUGUGGGGGACCGAAUUCUGGCAGUGAACGGGCAAGACGUUCGAGGGGCUACCCAUCAGGAAGCUGUGAAUGCCCUGCUCAGCCCCAGCCCUGAAUUGUGUCUGCUGGUGCGGAGGGAUCCCCCCCCACCAGGCAUGAAGGAGAUCUGCAUUGAAAAAGCUCCUGGGGAGAAGCUGGGGAUCAGCAUACGAGGUGGGGCUAAAGGUCAUGCUGGCAACCCCUUUGACCCCACUGAUGAAGGUGUCUUCAUCUCUAAGGUGAGCCCAGCAGGGGCUGCCGGGAGGGAUGGCCGUCUUCGAGUGGGGAUGCGGCUACUGGAAGUAAAUCAGCAGAGUCUGUUGGGCUUGACGCACACUGAGGCAGUGCAGCUACUGCGUGGUGUUGGAGAUGCUCUCUCAGUGCUUGUCUGUGAUGGCUUUGACCCUGUCGCUGCUGCUGCUCUUGAGAUGUCCCCGGGUGUUAUUGCCAACCCCUUCGCUGCUGGUAUUGGACGAAAAAACAGCUUGGAGAGUAUCUCAUCUAUCGACCGAGAUGUGAGCCCCGAAGACCUGGACAAGACUCUUAGUCCAGAACCUCUGAGGCUAGAUUACCGAACCCUGGCUGCUUUGCCUGGGAGCAGCAGUAUCCAGAGGAUCAAUUCCAGGCUCCAGUUUUCCUCUCUCCUGCGUGACACUCUCUGGGAGCCAAAGCCCAGCGCGAUGGACAAAGCCCCAGCAGGCCUGCACAGAGCUGAGGGCAACUCAGAGGUCUCAGCCUUGACCCAGCCUAGCAAGGGCCCUACUGGGUUUACCCCAGUCAUGGGUGCCUCCCCAAGAAGUUCUGAAGAGCCCUUGGGGGAGGGGGAAAGCCUGGUGGAUUCCAAGUCAAUUCCGUUUGGGGAGAACCCUUUUGUGCUGGCCAACCGGGGAUCAUCAUGCCUAGGGGGCCCUCCCCUGGGAUAUGGCCAGGGAGGGGUGCUGAAGACCAGCCUCUGCAUCCCCAAGGUUUCUCCAGGGGCCAUAGGAAACCCUCUUGAUGCCCCCCGCUCUCCCAGUAGCCAACAGCCACCUGCCUCCCCCCGACCCUUCCACCUGGUGGGCAGGGAGACCCGCUUUGCCUCCAUCAGCUUCCUGCCCUCCCAGGAGGAGCACAAAUCCACUAAACCUGGGGUAAUCCAGCCUCGGCCAUGGCCAGUGGGAUCCACCGCAUCUGGCGGUAGAGACAGCCCCAACCCCUUCCAGUCUUCACCCCUGCCCCGAGCCUACAGUCCCAGCUCCCCUCGUACCUGUCCUCCAUCCCCACCCUCCCCCAGUGAGUUCCCUAUCAAUGUUAAGCAGGCCUACAGGACUUUCGCAGCUGUGCCCCCCCCUCACCCUCUGACAGAGGCUCAGGUGGUACCUCCUGGAAGUGCUGCCAGCCCAGAACAGUUGUCUUUCCGAGAGAGACAGAAAUACUUUGAGCUGGAAGUGAGACCUCCCCAGGCUGAUGGCCCACCAAAGAGGGUGUCCCUGGUUGGUGAGGAUGAUCUGAAGAAGAUGAAGGAAGAAGAGGCACGGAAACUACAGCAGAAACGGGCCCUACUUCUUCAAGAAGAGGAGGAGGAGGAAGCAGAAGAAGUUGUAGCCCCUGCCCCUGCUCCAGUGGAAGGACUGGAGUCCCCGGGAGAACAGAAGAGCUGCCUCCCUCAAACUGAGCCCUCCAAUUCCCAGAGGAACUCACUGGAAGAAGGACCCCAACAAGAGCUGCGGUCCAGCUACUCAGCUAGGCUGAGCCCCAUGUCAUUGGGGGCUGGGGAAUUGGGAGCCCCAGUCCGGACAGCUAAGGCUGAGCGACGGCAGCAGGAACGGUUACGCAUGCAGAGUCCGGAACUCCUGAGUGGACCUGAACGGGAGCUAUCUCCAGCUGAACGACGAGCUUUGGAGGCAGAGAAGAGGGCACUCUGGCGGGCAGCCAGACCCUCAGCUUUGGACGACAGCCUUAGGGACUACGAGCAGGACCUGGCCCGUAGACUCUACCGGGCCCGCCAGCAGGGGCUUCCGCUCAGACCCACCCCCCGAGCUGGGCCAGGAAGUCCUGCCCCAAGGAUGAAGUCCUUGGAACAAGAUGCUCUGAGAGCCCAGAUGGUCAUCGCCAAAUCUCAAGAAGGAAGGGGAAAAAGGAGCCCCCUUGGUCAGCUGACAGAGGCCCCUUCACCUGCACCCACUCCCUCACCGACGCCACUUGAAGAUCUUAGCCCUAGGAUUGUCACCUCCCCUGGAAGGCUGUCCUUGUCUGAAAAGAAGUUUGACUACCGGGAAUUUGCUGCUCUUCCUUCUUCCAGGCCUGUGUAUGACAUCCAGGUACCAGCAGACUUGUGUGUUGUCCCCUCUCUGAAUAUGCUUUUGUCUGUCCCUCCUAUUCCCAUCCAUUGCUUUUUUAUUGUUCCUCCCCAAGGAAACUCCUAGUUGUCCCAUCCCUUUGCUCUGCCCUCAUGUUCCUGUCCCUGUUCCCCAUAACAUAAGCCUCUUGCCACAAUAGCUGUCUGAGAAAGUUAGAGGCUGUUCCAUCCCAGCUCCCGCGACCCAGUGUGCCACCCGGGCUUCCUUCCAGGCCCCUAGAAAAUGGAAUAUCAUCUAUGGGGUUCUCUUCUUCCCUGAGGCAGCACCUGGUAGGGGUUGGGGAAAAUUGAGAAGGUUUCUGUUUUUAAACAUAAGGAAACAAAUUCUCUCCUCUCUACUUCCCUACCCCCAUCCCUUAGAUUGGAGAUGGGCAAUAAAUGUAAGAAAAGUACAAAAAUUUUCACAAAAAACUGCUUUCUAGAAUGAAUGUGCAUAUGAUUUGUAAGCCUUUAGUUUUUUAAUAACUAGAUCCUAUGCCUUGACUUUUGGCUUUAAGUCCAUUUUGCUCCUAUUUGAGCCUGGAAUUCAGGGCACACAUUCUAGAAGAGAGGCAGACUCAUGCCCUACCUGUCCUCUCACUCUCUUUCCAGGGCAAUCUUACCUACUUGGGUCCUUUGUGGGAUUGUUUCACUUUGUUGGCUUUGUAUCCCCAUGCCUAGCAUAGUUAGCUUUUCUAGGUUCAACUUUUACUUGAGCAAGAAUCUUCUCUGUAGAACCCCAGACAAGUGGUCAUCCAGACUUUUUUCAAGCAUCUUAUAUGACAGAGAACUUGUCACCCAGUUCACUUUGGGAUGGGUCUAGUGGUUAGAAGAAUUUGCUUCCUUUUAUUGAACCAAUGUCUCUCUUCCUCUAAUUUUUACCUAGUGAUCUUGUUUCUCCCCAUAAAUCUAAUCUCUCCAAUACUUAAAAGCUCUAUAAAUUCCUGAAAAUGGCUGUCAUCUAUCCAUUUUCUCCUUCCUCUCCCCAUCCCAACAAGGCUACUCAGUUUCUUCUAUGUCAUCCAACAUAGUUUUGAGUUUCUGUUCCACACAACAUCCUUCCUAAAAUGUGGCUCCCACAGCUCCAGAUGUGAUUUGUAGGACAUAGACAAGUACUUGGUGUUCUCACCUGCCUCGUUCUGGAUAUUCUGCUUCUGUCUUAAGGCUUUGUAAUAUUGCAAAAUGAGACAGGAUUUGAAAUCAGGUCUGUCUGCUUAUAGUUUGAAGAAUCAAUCUGCUUUCCCCUUUUUGAAUAUUUAGUUAUCUUCAAAUUUGAGAAAAUUUAAAGCUACACAAUUCUGCCAUGGAUGUAGUCAUUCACUAGGACCUAGUGGCUUGAACUUGAGAGCGACUAGGUGUUUUUCUUGUCUCUACAUUAAAACUAAUCAUUUCAUUCUCCUGAUAGAGAAGAAACAGCAAAAGCAAAAUUGGGCCACCUGCCUUUUUUUGUCAUCUGUGAUAUAUUCAAAAAUAUUAGUUUGCCGUUUCCUUCUCCAGAUCAUUUUAAAUGAUGAGGAAGCUGAAGCAGACAGGAUUAAGUGACUUGACCUGGUCAUGCAGCUAGUAAGUUUCUGAGGCUAGAUUCAGAUUCAGGAAGAUAAGUCCAAGCUUGGUGCUCUUUGCACUGUACCACCUAGCAGCAUGGAUUCAUGCUCAGUUCUGUUUUCUGUAUAUCCUUUUUAAAAAUAUAUAAUUGGUUGAUAACUUUCACAGAAACUGUAGUCCUUUACAGUGUGGAGGCUACUUUAGGUCUUCAGAAGUACUGUCCAGUCAAAAUAUAGAUUCUAACUCUGCUGAGGAGCCAGAGGACUUUGAAAAUGGUUCUGGUAACAGAUUUAAAUUUGUUAUCUGUGGACUGGUCUUAGCUGAGUGUAGAGCCACUCAGUAGCAGCAAGGUAACUAGCUAUUUGGCUAGCUCCUUGGUCAUCCCCUGCUCGUGCCAUGCUGCCAGUGGUAGCAUGGUAGAAAGGGGAGAGAAGUUGGUAAGAAUCAGAAUUGUCAGGACAAAAAACUGUGGGGACUUAGUAAGAUGUUUGAUAUUACUAAAGUAACUAAACUGUACCCAUAUACAAUUUUUUGCUAUAAUUUAAAUUAAAAGGCAAAAAUGUUGCAGCUAAAAGGAAGGGUAGCUCAGAGGUUCUCAUUAUAAAC
This is a messenger RNA of Antechinus flavipes (yellow-footed antechinus), 9332 nucleotides long. It is a transcript of the gene SCRIB, whose product is annotated as scribble planar cell polarity protein. The coding region runs from base 1723 to 7269 and encodes 1848 amino acids. Gene Ontology annotation, cellular component: adherens junction; postsynaptic membrane; postsynaptic density. Gene Ontology annotation, molecular function: protein binding. The transcript has 41 exons. The record is from RefSeq and is a predicted model, not a curated record. Gene Ontology annotation, biological process: neurotransmitter receptor transport, endosome to postsynaptic membrane; neurotransmitter receptor transport postsynaptic membrane to endosome. NCBI's taxonomy places the organism in Eukaryota, Metazoa, Chordata, Mammalia, Dasyuromorphia, Dasyuridae.